Messenger RNA from Ascochyta rabiei, 1059 nucleotides. RefSeq names its product Alcohol dehydrogenase. Gene Ontology annotation, molecular function: zinc ion binding; oxidoreductase activity. Bases 1 to 1059 code for a protein of 352 amino acids. The transcript is spliced from 3 exons. The record is from RefSeq and is a predicted model, not a curated record. Lineage: Eukaryota; Fungi; Ascomycota; Dothideomycetes; Pleosporales; Didymellaceae.
AUGCCAGAAAUCCCAAAAGAACAAUGGGCGCAGGUCAUCGAGAAGACCGGUGGACCCGUCGACUACAAGAAGAUUCCCGUACAGCGGCCUGGCCCAGAUGAGGUUCUCGUCAACAUCAAGUACUCUGGUGUCUGCCACACUGAUCUGCACGCCGUGAACGGUGACUGGCCCCUGGCCACUAAGCUACCUCUUGUCGGUGGUCACGAGGGCGCUGGUGUCGUCGUUGCUCGAGGCGACCUUGUCAAAGACAUCGAGAUUGGCGACUACGCUGGUGUGAAGUGGAUCAACGGAACAUGCCUUUCCUGCGACUUCUGCCAACAGUCAGACGAGCCUCUCUGUUCGCAGGCCCUCCUUUCCGGUUACACAGUCGACGGUACCUUCCAGCAGUACUGCAUUGCCAAGGCUGCUCACGUUGCCCGAAUUCCCAAGGAGUGUGACCUCGCCGCCAUUGCUCCCGUUCUCUGCGCUGGUAUCACCGUCUACAAAGGCCUGAAGGAGUCCGGUGUCAAGCCCGGUCAGUGGGUCGCUAUCGUCGGUGCUGGUGGUGGUCUUGGAUCUCUUGCUUGCCAGUACGCCAAGGCAAUGGGCUGCCGCAUCAUUGGUAUUGAUACCGGCGACGAGAAGCAGAAGAUGGUCACCCAACAGCUUGGUGGUGAAGUAUUCGUUGACUUUGCCACAUCCAAGAACCUCGUGGCCGAUGUACAGAAGGCUACACCCGAUGGUCUUGGCCCCCACGCAGUCAUCCUCGUUGCUGUAAACGAGAAGCCGUUCCAGCAAGCUGCUGAGUACGUCCGACCUCGUGGUACCGUCAUUUGCAUUGGUCUCCCAGCCGGUGCCUACCUCAAGGCCCCUGUCUUCGAGUCUGUCAUCAAGAUGGUCAGAAUCCAAGGUUCUUAUGUUGGCAACCGCAAGGACAGUGCCGAAGCCAUCGACUUCUUUGCUCGUGGCUUGAUCAAGGCACCAUACAAGGUUGUUGGGCUCUCCGAACUCCAGAUGGUGUACGACAAGAUGCACGCUGGUGCCAUUGCUGGGCGAUACGUCCUCGAUACCUCGAAGUAG